Aphanomyces invadans is the source of this 2057-nucleotide messenger RNA. RefSeq lists its product as hypothetical. The transcript has a single exon. Gene Ontology annotation, molecular function: RNA binding; ATP binding; RNA helicase activity. The coding region runs from base 1 to 2028 and encodes 675 amino acids. Lineage: Eukaryota; Oomycota; Saprolegniomycetes; Saprolegniales; Verrucalvaceae. The record is from RefSeq and is a predicted model, not a curated record.
AUGAGCGCCACCGACUUGGAGACCGACCGCACGCAAACGCCACGUACGAAGAAGGAGAAGAAGGAAAAGAAGGAGAAGAAAGAAAAGAAAGAAAAGAAGAAGGCCAAAAAGCGCAGUCGCGACGAAAAUGUGGACAUCGACGACGACGCGCCUGUCGAAACGUCGGCCGAGAGCGACAACGACACUGUGACGGAUGCACCUGCUGCCAAGAAGCCCAAGAUCCACAACGUGUCCACUAUCGGCGACGACAAUCCACCGCUGUCGAACUUUCGCGUUUCUGCAGUCACAAUCAAAAACCUCGAAAAGCGCGGAAUCGCAACAUUGUUCCCCAUCCAAGCCAUGACGUUCGACUCGAUCUACGACAAGAAGGACUUGAUUGGCCGUGCCCGCACGGGCAUGGGUAAGACGCUCGCAUUCGUGUUGCCCGUGGUCGAGCUGCUCUUGAAGGAUGGACUUCGCAAAAACCGCGGCCGCCCGCCAAAAGUGAUCUGCAUGGCGCCGACUCGUGAACUGGCCAAGCAAGUUGCCCAGGAAUUCGAGCUGACCGGUCCGAGCCUCACUACAACGUGUAUCUACGGAGGUGCGUCGUACCAGAGCCAGAACAAUGACUUUAGCAAGGGUGUCGAUAUCGUGGUCGGGACAACUGGACGCAUCUGCGACCACUUGGACCGUGGCACACUCAGACUGCACCAAUGUUCGUUUUUAAUCUUGGACGAAGCGGACACGAUGCUCGAAAUGGGAUUCCGCGAAGACGUUCAAAAGGUAUUUGAAGCCAUGCAAGCUGCCAAGGCUACGUCGGACCACCACAUCCAGACCUUGUUGUUCUCGGCCACCAUUCCGUCGUGGGUUGAAAGCGUUGCAAAGCAGUAUAUGAGUCCAAACCGCGAGUACGUCAACAUGGUCAAGGACAACGAAGCCCAAGCAUCCACGGACGUCGAGCACAUUGCCAUUCCGUGCCACUGGCAGACUCGCGCGACGUUGCUCGCCAACUUACUCUCCAUGUACGCGACCAAGACGAGCCGCACGAUCAUUUUUGCCGAAACAAAGAAGGACUGUAACGAGUUGGCAGUCAACCCGGACAUCAAGCAGGACGCCCAAGUGCUGCACGGCGACAUUGCACAGGGUCAGCGUGAAACCACGAUGCAAGCAUUCCGAGACGGCAAGCUGCGCCUGUUGAUUGCGACGGACGUUGCAGCUCGCGGCUUGGACAUGGACGUCGACCUUGUCAUCAACUCAGAGCCGCCGCGAAAGCAAUCCGGGCGCGCCGACUGCGAAACGUAUGUCCAUCGCUCGGGCCGCACGGGUCGCGCAGGCAAGAAAGGUAUUUGCAUCACGCUGUUUACGCCCAAGCAAAAGGACAACUUGAUCUUGAUCGAACGACACAUCAAGCGAAAGUUCACCAUGCAGAGCGCUCCCAACGUUGACGACAUGAUCUCAACCUCUGGUGCGACUGCAUCCGCUGAGAUUGAUACCGUUCACGAUGACAUGCGCGCGCUGUUUGUCCCGCAUGCGGAAGCCCUUGUCGAGAAACACGGCGCCGUCCAAGCGUUGGCCGCUGCGCUGGCGUGUAUCACGGGUUACACCCGCCCAACCCCUCAAGCGUCGUUGUUGUCGGGGGCGCCGGACAUGGUGACCGUGUUGUUUGAAAGCUCCAACCCGAUUCGUGCCAAGGGAUAUGUGUGGAAUGCAGUGAACCGUGACAUCCCAGAGGAAUUUGCGAGCGGUAUCAAGAACAUGCAACUCACGGCGGACGCUCUCGGUGCAUGCUUUGAGUUGCCUCUCGCUGGACUUCCCCAUUUGGAAGGUCUCAUGAAGAAGGAACAAGGCGAGUUCAAAUGCCCGUACUCGAUCCCCCGUUCCUUGCCGACGAUGCAAGAAGUUCCUGUCCGAAGCAACGGAGGUGGUGGUUACGGCGGUGGCCGCGGUGGUGGUUAUGGUGGCGGCUACGGAGGCCGAGGAAGCAGUGGUGGACGUGGCCGUGGUGCUGGACGUGGAAGCAGUGGAGGACGCGGCGGCAGACGAUAUUAAGUUUGAAAUUUAUUAUAUCAUUUCUGAAA